GGCGACUCCUCCUCCGCGCAAUCCUCCGCUCCCACCCCCCAUCCCCGCCGCAAUCAAUCCCAAUUGACCGAUUAGGACGCUGGCCACAGCGCCAGUGUGUAUCGCAGCGCGAUGGUUUCCUCCUUCUGCUGGAGCUGCCUUACGCGGCUUCCUACCGCUCCCCGAGCUAUCCUCCCGCCGACAUUAACAGCACAGCGAGUAGCAGCAUUCCACUCGUCAACGCCGCUCCUCGCAGGAGCUAAGAAGAAGGGCGAUUUACCGGUUGCCAAGUACCGUCAAGCUAAAUCCGCCAAAAUGAAGAAGAAGAAGCCCGUUGAGAGGACGCGUCCUCCGGCUGUCGGAGAACGCAGAGCGCUCCGCAAACGCAUCGUCCUCAGCAACCCUAACGCUCUUGAAGUCGAAGGCAUGCAGGACCUCUCUGCCGAAAACAUGGUGGAUGCGCGCCUUCGUGGCUCCAUCCUGGGUCUUCCUGUGCCCAUGCUCGAUCAAUUGAGGGCUGUCCAGGCUUUCAAGCCCAAGCAGGGCUGGUCUAUAUUCCGUCGGCCGGGAACGGUGGUGAGGCGUGAGACGCUCGAGCUGGGAAGACUCAUUGAUGGUAUCUCCGCUGAGGAGGGUGAGAACAAGGGAAAGGUCGUCAGGAAGAUCAUCACCGGUGUCAAGGGCUCCGGGAAGUCCGUCCACAUGCUGCAGGCCAUGUCUAUGGCUUUCACCAAGGAGUGGGUUGUGAUCACGGUUCCUGAAGCCCAGGAUCUCGUCAUUGCCAACACCGCCUACGCACCCCUCUCCGAUGAGAACCCGAACGUCUACGUCCAGAACGAUGCCACCGCCGCUCUUCUGUCUCGCAUCGUCACCGCAAACCAGAAGGUUCUGUCCAAGUUGACCGUCUCCCAGCCCCAUCCCGCUCUGAAGACGGCCGUCAAGCCCGGCAUGACCCUCGAGGCUCUCGCCAAGCCCGGUAUCCAGGACCCCGCUGUUGCAUGGAGCGUCUUCCAGGCCCUGUGGACCGAACUCACCGCCACGGCCCCGGCCGCCGGCUUCGAGAAGGGCUUCAAGCCCCGUCCUCCCAUGCUCGUGACCCUGGACAACCUGGCCCACUGGAUGAAGGAGACCAAGUACAACAACAUCGACUGCAAGCCCAUCCACGCCCACGACCUCGUCUUCGUCCAGCACUUCCUCUCCCUCCUGAAGCCCAGCACCGAGGCCGGCAAGCCCUCCCUCCCCAACGGCGGUCUCAUCCUCUACGCCACCUCCGGCUCCAACAGCCCCACCAUCUACGGCUUCGAAGUCGCUCUCCAGCAGCUCGCUGCCCGCCAGGCCGGCAUCAAGCCCUCCUCUCCGGAAUUCCCUCAACCCGACCCCUACCUCAACGCAGACAAGCGCGUCCUCGCCGUCUUCAACGACUCCGCUUCUACCAAGUCUCCCGCCUCCAAGGACGGCUCUCUCGAGAUCCAGACCAUCGGCGGUCUCACUCGUGAUGAGGCCCAGGGCUUCAUGGAAUACUUCGCCCGCAGCGGUCUCCUCCGUGAGAACAUCACCGACGCCUGGGUUGGCGAGAAGUGGAGUUUGGCCGGUGGAGGCGUUAUCGGUGAGCUCGAGAAGCUCGGUAGACGUCUGAGAGUCAUUGCUUAAUGGUCUAUCUGUCUGUCUGGUUUCAUCUCCCUCCCCAUGGCGUGCAUUAGAGACUCUGUAUGUGUAUGUAAAGAUUAUACUGGCUUGCCAUGUGCUUUCCCAUUUUGUUGUCUUCUUUCUAUCUCCCCAUUUCUCUUUUCCCUGUGACCUCCAUCCUGCUGUGCCAAUGGAUGGGUUCGAGACAUCUAUCUAUCUAUCUCCCUGUAUUGUAUUUUAUCUUACUAUCUUGAUCAUUUUGGGCUUCCUGCGCGUUCGUCUUCGUCCCUGUUCUGUCUGUAUGCAUAUAAUGAAAUAUCGA
This is a messenger RNA of Aspergillus eucalypticola CBS 122712, 1927 nucleotides long. Its product is annotated as mitochondrial 37S ribosomal protein mS29. Lineage: Eukaryota; Fungi; Ascomycota; Eurotiomycetes; Eurotiales; Aspergillaceae. Gene Ontology annotation, cellular component: mitochondrial small ribosomal subunit. Gene Ontology annotation, molecular function: structural constituent of ribosome. The transcript is spliced from 2 exons. The coding region runs from base 112 to 1629 and encodes 505 amino acids. The record is from RefSeq and is a predicted model, not a curated record.